Anthostomella pinea is the source of this 450-nucleotide messenger RNA. The record is from the annotation of a GenBank genome assembly. Lineage: Eukaryota; Fungi; Ascomycota; Sordariomycetes; Xylariales; Xylariaceae.
AUGUGCGGCGACAAGUCGAGACAAUCCCUCGGCGGUGCUCUCGCCAUACUGAGUCUGCCGUUCCAGAGCACCUGUGCUACGUCGCCAGCGAUGGCCGGAAGACUUACCUUCCACAGCCAAGGGAAAGGCGGCUCGACCGCCACACACGCUACGUUCACAGCCGAUAAGGGCAGUGGCAGCGGCUUCACAGACAUGGAGUCUUGCGUAGUUGGGAUCCAUGAGACGGGAGACCUGACGCGGUCCGCCGUCAUAAGCCCGUUCCUGCACAAGUUCAACAUGAGCCCGGACGUCUCGUUACUGGGUUGCGCCAAGAGGCGGGCGAUGGAGGUAGAGCUCCGGCGGCCGAUGAAGAUCGAAGUCGGCGGCGAUGGCAUCAUUGGCCGGAGGGUGUCGGUGUGGAUAGCCCGUGGUGUGGACCCGGUCGCGGAGGGUAUCAUCGGGUACAACUGA